GAGUAGUCGUCCAAUGCAUUCUGACCUUACCAAUAUGGCGGAUUUAAGAGGUCGACAACUUCCGGUCGUGCCUCCAAAAUACUUGUGUUGACCUUCCAUCAAUGGCGGACUACUUUUGAAAUUUGCUGAAAAAAAAAACAUUUAAUAAAGGUAAGGUAACGAAAGGGGCAACUAUAUUGUCUUUGGGCUUUCCGUAACAAGUGCCGGGGACUCCUUGAGCAGUAAAGCCUUCAUUAUUGUGGAGCAGUUAUAAGGUUUUCACGACAGCCAGCGGCCAAAGGUACACCAAGUAACAGCUGCUAGAGACUCGCUAGCUUGGGGAGAAAUUUCGUCACCUACCAAGUACUUUUGUCUUUUUUUAACUAAUGCACAAAUUCAUUAACACUUUCUCCUACUAUUGCUUGCAAGGUGACCUCUAAGCUUAAAAAUAUCGUUGAGUUUGGGACUGUAAUAGUAAAGCUAUUAAAGUAGGUCAACAGUAACCGUGCUUCAAACAGUAAAGUGUGCAAACAGCCCACAUUGUGUUUAUCUCAAGUGUAGGUUGUUUUCCUGUCUAUUCUUAGAUGAUUGAGAAAACAAAUCAGUCCACACAAUAAUCUCAUCAGCCCUAACCAGGUCAGAUCAUCUCUGUUUCUUGCUCAUUGCCUCCACAGGAGACAAGAGGCUCUAUCUGUCAUGGCUGAGAGAGGGGCAGAGAUGGAGGAGGACAUGGGGGAUAUGCCAGCCAGAGAUGGUGAUAAUAAUGACUCAGAUGGAGAUGAAGAUGACAGACUGUUUGCGUGGAUGGUAAUUGAUGAAAUGGAUGAGGUUGAAGAUGAUGAAGAGAUAGAGGAGGAGGAGGUGGAAGAUGAACAGCCUUUGGACACUGAGGCAUCAGAGUCAUUUGAGUUGGAUACUCCAGCUGAACGAAGUGGUCACAUAGCAGUUAUAGAUAGAAACAUCAUGUAUGUGUGGGGUGGAUACAAGGUAAGGAGUUUGUCAGAUGUAUGUCCGAAGAUUUUAUCACAUUUGUGAAAACUUCCUUUUGCCUGCGUGGAUUUAAAGUGCAUCUUAUCCUUCUUUUGUGCAAGAAUGCCCAAAAUCAUGGAUUUUUUGACCUGUAUCUACCAAGAAAUGAGAUUUGGACAUACAACAUGGAGUCAGCAGUUUGGUAAUAACCACUGAUACUCAUUUUCAUGUGCCUAAACCUGUCACAAACACUUUAAACCAGACAUAAAAACCCAGUUUUUCACAGGACAAAGCAUGUUGCUGGAGGAAACCUGCACACAUCUAUGUCAGGCAGCUGUGGGGUGUGUGUUGAUGGCGUCCUCUACCUUUUUGGAGGUCAUCACGCCAGGGGGAACACAAACAGGGUACAGCUGAUCUGUUAAAUCAAGACACACUGCUUGCAUCAUGUUUGAACAGUAAAUAUUGAGAUGGGUCAGGCUUCUGUUUAGUGUUUUUGAUCACACCUCGGGCCUCUCUUGUUCUCCGCUCUGCAGAUCUACCGCCUGCCUCUGAGAGCUCCUAGCCUCAUCUGGGAGGAAAUGAGGGAUUUAAAAGGACUACCUCCAUCCUGCAAGGACAAGCUAGGAUGCUGGGUUCAGAAAAACAAGUGAGCGACAUCUGCUGUGUUCUUUGUUGAUGGGGCUUUUGUCCUUUUCCAAGAACUGGGUCAGACUUUGGCUCUGGUACAUAUGGCCAUAUUUCAUAACUUGUCAUCGUAAAUAGAGUAACAUUAGCUAGCUAAUAAUGGAGACUUUUUUUUGCAGUGGAGGAGGCCUCAGAAGUGCAGGAGUGCAGUAGGCAGGUCAUUGCUUAAGUGAAGAUUUUAUGGGUUGAAAUUAGGGUUCACAAAGGCACCAAUCUGAGAUAAGUGAAGGAUUUUAAAGCUGUAAAUCAUGUAAAACCACUACAAAGCUGUGAAAAGGAUGAUUUAAAGCCUAAAAAUAAGCAUAAUAACCCCUGUUAAAACCAAGGUAAGAGGAGAGGCCUUACAAGGACAGUGGCUUAAAUGAAGCGUCUCAAGCAGAGGCUGUAAUGAGGGUUUUCAAAUAGAGCAGCCUGAAGUAUGUCAAGAAUUUGUUAAACUGUAAAUUAAGUGAAGCUGCUGAGAUGCUACCAGAGGGACAAUUUAAAGACAAACUAAACAUAAAAGCCCUCUUUAAGGAAAUAAAAGUCUUUAUUUAAAGUCACCUAAAAACUUGAGACAUAACACUGAAACUGUGCUUGAGUGGCCGUCUCAAAGUUGGGUGACAUUUGUGAAAUUAAAGACACAUUUCAAAUCAUUUAAUGCAGGAAUAAAAAGAUGAUUUUCACACAUGUGAUUUUGUUUAAAUGAUUUGGUUAAUUGAAAAUAACAGAGCUAUUUGAGCUUGAACACAUAUGUAGUCAGAUGAAAUCUGUCUGUUAUUAUUUCCACAGACUUAUAUUCUUUGGAGGCUACGGCUACGCUGCACAGGGAUCUCAUCGAGGGACUUUUGAAUAUGACGAAUCAUCCUCUCUUGUGGUCUGUAAACUGAAAUACUCCCCUGAAAGUCUACCCUAUGAUUGAUGUUAUUCCAAAGGAGCAUUUAUUGUCUUCAGAGAAAGUUUGUAACAUUUUGCUUAAAACAGUUUGUUUCUUGCCGCUGCAGUGGGACAGCCCAGGGCGCGGCUGGAACAACCACAUCCAUAUCCUGGACCUGGAGACCUCUACAUGGAGCCAGCCAAUCACUACGGUAAACAAAGUGCCCAGACUAUCACAUGCAUAUCCUUACAUGGAUUGCCCACAAAAACACACACACAGACCUGAUGUGCUUUUACCAAAGAAAUCUGUCUUUCUUCUCCACUGUCACAUACACGGAUACGUUUUUAACACUGUCUAUUUCCUCUGUUUUGUUUUUUUCUCUGAUGCAGGGCAGCACACCAUCACCCAGAGCAGCUCACACCUGUGCCACAGUUGGUAACAGAGGUUACGUGUUUGGAGGACGAUAUAAGGUAAGAAAAUAAAACUUAAAGAUGUGGUGGUUUUCGGUCUCUUGUUUACUCAAAUAAUAAAGACUGCAGAGAAUGUCAAUGUCAGCUGUAUUUAUAUAGCACAUUUAAAAAACAGCCAGUGGCCUACCAGAGACAGUAAAAACAAUAAAAACUAUAAAUGCAUAAAACAUAUAAAAACAUAAAACAACAAUAUAGAUAAAUAUAGCAAAUAGAUAAAAUACCCAAUAAAAGUAGCUAUACUUCCCCAAAAGCUUAAGUGAACAGCUGCGUCUUCAGAAGUGUUUUAAAAGUGGAAAGACUGUUAGCAGUGCGCACUGUCAGGGGUAAAGCAUUCCACAAAGUGGGAGCCACGACAGAAAAUGCUCGAUCUCCUUUAGAUUUUAAAAAGGAUCGAGGAACGUCUAAAACCACCUGAUUAGCUAACCUCAGGGCUCUGGAGGGCUGGCACAGUUUAACAAAGUCGGAGAGAUAUUCUGGGGCCAGCCCAUUCAGAGACUUAAAAACAAAUAAAAGAAUCUUUAAAUCGAUCCUGUACCUAACAGGGAGCCAGUGAAGAGAGGCAAGCACCAGAGUUAUAUGGUCCCGCGUUUUGUACAGCCCUAUACUCUUACCUGUGUCUUCCUGUUUGCAGAACUACAGGCUGAAUGACCUGUACUACAUCGACCUGGACACGUGGGAGUGGCAUGAAAUGUCAGUGCUUUUCUUUUCAUUCUCAAAAAAUUAAGUUAAAUAAAUUUGCCAGAAAAUGUUCAUAUUUGGACACAGAAGCUCAAUAUUUGUCAAAAGUUAUUUAUCAGUUAAUCAAGUGGGUAUUUCUUUCCCUACUUAUCCACCCUGAUCCUUGCUGUCCGGUUGUAGGAGCGUUCCUCAACCAGGUCCUGUGGGCCGGUCUUGGCACUCCUUCACCCCUGUGUCAGCAGACCACAUCUUCUUAUUCGGAGGUUUCACCACAGAAAGAGAGACGCUGAGUGAGUUGGUUCGAAUAAUGUUUAGAUGAUCUCAUCCACUUCAAAAUGAUCCCUGUUCUCAUGACGCUGAUUUCUGUUUGUCAGGUGACGCCUGGCUGUACUGCGUGAGCAAAAAUGAGUGGAAGUCUUUCAAACACGGCCACAUUGAGAGACCAAGGUAAAGGUGUUUUAAAGUUUUAGUGUUUGUGUGUAAAGUUUCCGCUUUGAGGCUCAGCCCCGUGAUGUGUAUUUCAGGCUGUGGCACACAGCAUGCGCCGGUCCCGAUGGAGAGGUGUUCGUGUUUGGUGGAUGCGCUAACAACCUUUUAUCUCAUCAAAGAGCUGUGAGUUUCAAGUCAUAUCUCGGUACAUCCCUUCUCUGUUAAUGUCAAAACUGUUCGUGUGAUUUUGAGUCCUUGUCCAACUCCACAGGCUCACAGCAACGAGCUCCUGGUGUUCAACGUCCAGCCCAAAUCCCUAGUGAGGUGAGUGUCCAGAAGCAAAGCAAAGCUGCAACACAGAAUCACGUCAUGGUUUGUUUUUAUAUUUCCCUGUCUCCUCUUUGUAGAUUCUGCAUUGAAGCUGUUCUGCAGCACAGGGAACAUUUGUCAAGCUACUGGGACUGCUUACCGAAGCACCUCCUGCACAGCCUCAAACAGAGGAUGUCACGUGUCACCACAUUGGGCUCAUAGGUGUCAAUCGAGGAAAACACAACUAUGUAUGUAAGGACAAGAAGAACGCCGUGUCAGGCGGGUGGUCCAUUUUAAAGCAUCAGCUUUCAGUGUGGAUACUUGCAUACAUUGAAAAAUCUUUAAGCAAUAGAGAACAGCGGUGAAACUGUUAAAAAGGUGUUCUGACUAGCACAGGAAGGACCACACCUGUCCUCCAGGCUGUUUAUUCUGUUAAUUUUCAUCCACACUGUACUUGGAGAAUCUUUUCUGUGGCAUAGUAGUAGAGGUGAUGCUUCACAUGUGAGCAAAAUCUUCAGCUACCUUUGGGUUCUUUUUUAUUCCUCUUUGUAGUCAGGAUUUAAACAGGAAAACCCACCUGCAUAUUUCUGGAGUACCUGUGAAGAAAUCCUUUGAAAGAGAUUGUGUUGUAUUGAGGCAAGUGGGGAAAAAUAACUUAAGGGUGUUAAGAGUUAAGUUUUAUUAAUUUCCUGAAGUCUCUUUCCUCCUGAAAACAUCCUGUAGGUAACCCAGCCAGCCAGUCAAGGAGAGUUUUGUCCCUUCAAACCAACACCGUAGUCGCUUAUUUGCUAAAACUGUGGUCUUCACUGAUUCUCUCCAAAACUUGACCAACUUAAAAUGUGUCUUAACUCUGAACGCAGAGCUGCUGGGCUGAACAGGUUUGCUAAAAUGGUGCAUGUUUUACUUUUUACUGCUUGUUAAUUUUAGCGAUUCCUUCAACUAUUGGGCACAGCCUCGAACACAGAUGCUAAAUCUACGAGGGUUUCAAUUCUCACAGACCUAAAACUAGUGCUUUGUUAUGUAAGAAACCACAAAAAUGUUGAUCUUUGCUUUUAUUUAUGCAUUUUAAUUUAUGUAUUUGUGAAGAAAUGUGACUUUUUUCUUUUCUAUAAAGGGGCUGUCAAAGCGUUAAAAUUCUCAUGGGUGGCUCCUGUAGCAUUUUGAUUCUAUCAAUACCUUACAAUGUGAGCGUGUCGGAUGUUGAACCACGUUGCACUGAAAUGCCUAAUGUCAGUGGGGCUUUGUUUGUAUUUGCCUGGUUUGCACAAGUUUUCUUGGUGUUUUUUAUUGUAGAAUAUAUUGUGUCAUGUUACUUUGUACUUAAAGAAUAAACACAUACUAUAAGUG
Molecule: messenger RNA, 5721 nt
Organism: Xyrichtys novacula (pearly razorfish)
Lineage: Eukaryota; Metazoa; Chordata; Actinopteri; Labriformes; Labridae
Source: the annotation of a GenBank genome assembly